This is a messenger RNA of Pseudozyma flocculosa PF-1, 942 nucleotides long. RefSeq lists its product as uncharacterized. The transcript is spliced from 3 exons. Gene Ontology annotation, cellular component: nucleolus; nuclear exosome (RNase complex); cytoplasmic exosome (RNase complex). The record is from RefSeq and is a predicted model, not a curated record. NCBI's taxonomy places the organism in Eukaryota, Fungi, Basidiomycota, Ustilaginomycetes, Ustilaginales, Ustilaginaceae. The coding region runs from base 1 to 942 and encodes 313 amino acids. Gene Ontology annotation, biological process: nuclear mRNA surveillance; U4 snRNA 3'-end processing; rRNA catabolic process.
AUGGCCGCAGCAUUCGACAGACGCCGCGUAAACGGCCCACAGAGUCGCCCGCUCCUACCCGCCCUCGACGCAUCCGCAUCGACAUCGGCAUCCACAUCCCGCCCCGGCCCCUCUGCCUCGUCGACCUCCUCAUCCACCACGACCCGCCCCGACGGCAGGACACCGUUGCAGCACCGUCCCAUCUUCCUCCAGACCGGACUCGUACCCUCGGCGAGCGGCAGCGCGUACAUCGAAACGGGCAACCUCAAACUCGCCUGCUCCGUCUUUGGUCCGCGCCAGGUCAAAGGGCGCCAGUACGCCGGCAAGGCCGAGCUCAACGUCGAGGUCAAGUUUGCCCCGUUUAGCAACAGAAGGAGGAGGAGGCCUGGAAAGACGACGGAAUCAGCCACGCUCUCGGCCCUCGUCUCGCAGGCGCUGCUUCCCUCUCUGCGCCUCGACCUGCUCCCCAAGGCCUCGCUCGACAUCCACAUCCUCGUCCUCGAGUCCGACGGACCCGAAGAGAGCUGCGUGAGCGCCGGCACCAUUGCCGCCUCGACGGCGCUCGCAUCGGCCGGAAUCGAAAUGUACGGCAUCGUCGUCGGUGCCGUCGCGCUCCUCCCGUCCGCUCGAUCGUCCUCGUCUGCCGCCGUCGCCGGGGGGCCAUAUCCGCUCAUCCUCGAUCCCACCACGUCGGACCUUUCGUCGAGCAACAACGGUGCGAGGGGCGCAUCGAGGAUCCUGCUCUGCGGCAUGCCCGCCCUCUCGAGCGUCACCUGUCUCGAUGUGCGCGGUGGGGCCCUCGACCCAGCCUCGCAGGUAGGGUUGCAGGACGAAAGGCUGCAAGAGGCACUGGCGACCAUGUCGGCAUCGCUCAACGACAUCCACGGCGUCGUCGCACGAGCCCUCGCCCACGACUUUGAAAGACGCAGGGCGGUCCUCGACCAACCUGCCCCCUCGACCUAG